AUGGGUCGUGUUCGUACUAAGCGAGGAAGCUACUGUGAUAUAGGUAAUAUUGAACACUCCGUUACAACUAACUGUUAUUACAAUCUGGAAAUAAACGCCCACGCUAUGAUCAUAUAUGUGGUGAGUGGCCGUGAUGAUAAUAUCCCAUUCGAAAUAUCUUGUUUGCAAAGCCAAGCAUGCGAAAGCUUUUUUAGACAAGCGCGAUCAUUCACCUCAACUGAAUCUACAGUAGUAAAUUUUACAAUGCAAUCAUUUGAGUCAAGAUUGAAUAAAAUCGAAGCAAAAGAAGAAAUUAUGUACAAGCGGAAAGAAGAAUUGAUUUUCCCACGUCUUUCAAAUACAUCAAGCCAAGUUGAAACAUAUUUUCCAACAGAUGACGAAAUAGUAUCUAUUAUUGAGAGCAGUAGGUAUGCUGCAUACCAGAAACUUUUAAAUCUAGGAAUACGUGAAUCUAAGAUCAUUUUCAACGAGAGCAUACAUUUGCGGAAACCUAAAGAAAAGCCACAUUCAAGCUGUGGACAUUUUGAGUUUGUUCGUGUGCCGACGAUGGAAAAUGACGAACAUGAAGAGACUGUCUACAACAGAUACGAAAUAUGCCCGGAGGCUGGAACGGAAUUUAUUGUGAAAGACUCGUGUAAUGUGAAGCCGAACAAUAUUUUUAAAAUUCGAAACCGCAACGGGAAGGUUGUACAUUUAAAAAAAUCUACAUUUGUAUGGAUGAUUUCGAAUCAAACCGAACGUUGCUCGACAGACAGAAUUUAUCGUUUUCAAUCAUCACAAGAGAAAGCAAGUUUGUCGAUACAAAGAAUUGGAAAUGAUGUUCUGAAUAAUAUAGUUAUAGGAGAAUGGAUUUUAGUGAGAGAAGAUAGUUUCAAAGUUUGUAAAGUAUAUGGUUUCAAAUACAUGACAGGGAAGAAUAAGAACUACUCUCUGGAUAGUGCGCCAAUUAAUGUACCAACGGGUGCAAAAAGACGUGGUAUCAUUAUUCUUGGUUCAUAUUUUGACAUUUUUUAUUUUGAUACCGAAUUUUUAUUGGAGAUUUCGGAUCAAAGUAGCAAAAUUCAGAUAGACAUCGAUAGGUAUAUAACACAUUUAGAAAAGCCAUCCAUUUUUAAUAGCUUAUUAGUUUAUGAUUGCAAUUCAGCAAAGUACAUUAAUAAAUUUGUUAGUAAUAAGAAAUAG
Molecule: messenger RNA, 1182 nt
Organism: Malaya genurostris
Lineage: Eukaryota; Metazoa; Arthropoda; Insecta; Diptera; Culicidae
Exons: 2
Coding region: 1-1182 (393 amino acids)
Source: RefSeq, a predicted model, not a curated record